GACUCGGUGUACUACUGGGCUUAUAAGAAUGACAUCCCAGUGUUUAGUCCCGCCCUCACUGACGGCUCAUUGGGUGAUAUGAUCUAUUUCCACUCAUAUAAGAACCCUGGCCUGCUGCUUGACAUUGUGGAGGAUAUCCGGAGGUUGAACAGCAAGGCUGUGUUUGCCAAGAGCACAGGGAUGAUCAUUCUCGGAGGAGGACUCGUCAAACAUCACAUCGCCAACGCUAAUCUCAUGAGGAAUGGAGCAGAUUUUGCGGUGUUUGUCAACACUGGUCAGGAGUUUGACGGCUCCGAUUCAGGCGCUCGGCCAGAUGAAGCCAUUUCUUGGGGAAAGAUCCGCAUGGACGCCUCACCUGUAAAGGUCUACGCUGAUGCUUCUAUAGUCUUUCCACUUUUAGUGGCUGAAACUUUUGCACACAACGCCAGCAGGUUGAUCAAGGAAAAGACGAGCGAUUGAAGGUGUUUUUCUCUUGUGAAACCUAUUUAAAAACUUCACCCCUCCUCGCAGUCUUCCUGUUUGCUUGUUUUUCAGUGCAGAUGGUUUAAAAGCUCUAUUUAAAUGCAUAAAAUCAUGUAUAGUUACCCAUUUAAACAAACAAACAUCUUAGUUUCUUAUGGUCUUAGUGUACUAAAGUCUGGUCAGAUAUGUUCAAAGACAACUUUACAAGGUUAUCUUUAAAGUUGGAUUAUAUUAUAUAUAAUUUUUAGUUUACU
Molecule: messenger RNA, 716 nt
Organism: Sinocyclocheilus grahami
Lineage: Eukaryota; Metazoa; Chordata; Actinopteri; Cypriniformes; Cyprinidae
Product: deoxyhypusine synthase-like
Exons: 5
Coding region: 79-459 (126 amino acids)
Biological process (GO): peptidyl-hypusine biosynthetic process
Cellular component (GO): cytoplasm
Molecular function (GO): deoxyhypusine synthase activity
Source: RefSeq, a predicted model, not a curated record